AUGUCCUCACUAUUUCUUGUUGGAGGAGUAGCACAAGGUCCGUUGCAAGAUGCUAUAGACACUAGGUUUCCUAGUUUGUUUGAUAGAGUUGUAGUGUUGGAUGAUAUAAAUCAACUGCUGCUAUAUCUGUACCGAGAACGAGUAGGUGCAAAAUAUAUUGCCAGUGCUAGUGAUAGUAAUACUAUCAAACCUUGGUCAUUUGAAACAGGUAUUGCACUUAUAGUCCAUAGACCCGAUGGUACCUACAAGGAUUUGAAUCCGAUAUUGCAACGCUUUUUUCCCUGCCUCAAUGCUAUUGCAUUGACUGAAUCUCAACUUCGGGAUGAUGAUUCAACUUUAUCAAUAUUAUCCCGUUUGCAGCAAUUGGCUCUCAUUUGUCGAGAUCGUAUUGCACGUAUGUCACAUUGGAUGUACGAUGAUGGACCAUUCAGUGGUCUCUAUCUAAUGAUCCGACAUCUGCGGUGUGUCCAGCAAUUCAAUCAGCAAGUUAAUGUGAUUCCAAGGGCCAUUAGAAGUAUCGACUUUGCAUCACUUCUAGGCGUAACACCUGAAAUGGAGUCAAGACUUUGGGACUCGUUAGACACAUGGUCCUUUCAGCCACAUUCAUUACAAACAAAAGAACUGGUAUAUUGCGGUUUUCUUCUUCUACGUCAAUGUGCUAGGGAUGCUAAAUCAACGGUUCAAGAAAAUAAGUUACUGUUGUUGAUCUUUACGUUAGAAUCCUCAUAUCAUCAAGUCAACAGAUUUCACAAUUUCCGUCAUGCCGUGGAUGUAAUGCAAGCUGCAUGGCAACUCGCGAAAAGGUUAUUAACUGAUCCGUUACAAGUUCUUUUGGUUACGCUUGCGGCUCUAGGCCACGAUGUAGGACACCCAGGUGCGAAUAAUCAAUUAUUGUGCAAAUACAAUUCACCAGUUGCAUUGCACUACAAACAGAGAUCCGUGUUAGAGAACUUGCACACCGAUAUUUUCACUUCAUUAUUAUCGGAGCAUUGGCCUCAGUUAAUAGGUAAGACCUCGCAAGGCCGCCAACACAUGGAAUUGAUAUCUGAGGCUAUCAUGGCAACAGACAUGGCGUUCCAUGGCAAUUACGUACGGCAGUUACAAGAAUCAAACCAGGCAGCACGUGAUCCAAGAUCUUUACUAUCAUUAAUACUAAAAGCCGCUGAUAUCUCGAAUGUUACGAGACCAUUAACGAUUUCAGCACAAUGGGCAGCUUUAAUUACUUUAGAAUUUGAUGAUUGUGCACUACUAGAUAGGUAUCAGGCGAAAGGUGGUAAACAUAAUAGUAGUACCAGUGGCAGUCGUAGGAAUAGCUACGCGGAAGGCAGGAAUUCACCAGAGUUGGAACAUGGGAUCGAUUAUUCUGACGAUUUUUAUACUGCCUCACCUGAGCAACUUACAGAGAAUUUUCCAGCAAUUCCAGCUGGUCAAAUUUUUUUCAUCGAUACUUUUGCAGAGCAAUUCUUUGCAGAAUUCUGUAAAACGUUUCCUCAAGUUGGUUUUUUGGUGGAAAAUGUUAAAUCCAAUCGUGAAUUUUGGGUUAGCAGGUCUUGA
Molecule: messenger RNA, 1554 nt
Organism: Zygosaccharomyces rouxii
Lineage: Eukaryota; Fungi; Ascomycota; Saccharomycetes; Saccharomycetales; Saccharomycetaceae
Gene: PDE2
Product: 3',5'-cyclic-nucleotide phosphodiesterase PDE2
Exons: 1
Coding region: 1-1554 (517 amino acids)
Biological process (GO): signal transduction
Molecular function (GO): 3',5'-cyclic-nucleotide phosphodiesterase activity
Source: RefSeq, a predicted model, not a curated record